AUGUAAUAAUUAUACACCUUAGAUAACAAGAUGCCCAAACAAUAUUUUGAUUAUUGUAUCAAAAAAUAUGAUGCGACUGAUUAUAAUGAGAAGGAGAUGAUCAUUGAAAUCAGUGAGUAAGCUAUGAAAGAAAUUUAAAUUUUAAAGUGGUUCCAUUAAUAUCAUAAUAAAUAAUAACAAUGA
Messenger RNA from Paramecium tetraurelia, 183 nucleotides. RefSeq lists its product as uncharacterized. The transcript has a single exon. Lineage: Eukaryota; Ciliophora; Oligohymenophorea; Peniculida; Parameciidae. The record is from RefSeq and is a predicted model, not a curated record.